Molecule: messenger RNA, 471 nt
Organism: Geodia barretti
Lineage: Eukaryota; Metazoa; Porifera; Demospongiae; Tetractinellida; Geodiidae
Source: the annotation of a GenBank genome assembly
AUGGUUGUCCCUCCCUCCCUCGACGCGUCUUCGCUCGAAGACCAAUCUGACCUUGAACCCGGAUACGCCGUCAGAGCUGACGACAACAUCACGUUGUUGGCCAGCAAGGUGAUGCGCGAUGUUCUGGUUACGCGUGAUGAACCGGUGCGCAGGCGUGAACUGUGGCAGGCCGUUGAGUUGGCAAUGGGCGACCGGUCGCCUGAUGUUGAUGGAGUGCUGAAAGGAACCUGGUUCAAUAACCCGGUUUAUGGAAAAUGGGUGCUGACUGAGGCAGCGGAAGCGGCCGGGUCUCCGUUUGUGGACGCCCACGGCAUCAUUAACGUGGCAAAUGUGGUCGAUUACCUGCGCCGUUGCAGUGGGGAGGCUCCUUACAUCGGUGACGUGGGCGAUUUCAUCAAGCUUUGCCGACCCACCGUUCAUUUGGGCAGCGACUGGUUGACCGAAUUUACCGGAGCCAUCACUCGAGCCUGA